Messenger RNA from Acyrthosiphon pisum (pea aphid), 495 nucleotides. RefSeq names its product modification methylase ScrFIB-like. NCBI's taxonomy places the organism in Eukaryota, Metazoa, Arthropoda, Insecta, Hemiptera, Aphididae. Bases 1 to 495 code for a protein of 164 amino acids. The transcript has 2 exons. Gene Ontology annotation, molecular function: methyltransferase activity. The record is from RefSeq and is a predicted model, not a curated record.
AUGAAAGAAAUAGGUUAUAAAAAUCACUAUCAAGUAUUAAAUGCUAAAGAUUAUGGAAUACCCCAAGAAAGAAAGCGAGUGUUUGUCGUUAGCGUUUUAAAUAACUUGAAUUUUAAAUUCCCAACACCAUAUAAAAAUGUACCAGACAUUAAGGAUUAUAUUGAUCAUAAAGUCGAUUUUGAAAGAUACAAGUUGAGCGACAAUGAAAUGCAUAAGACAAGACGUGGUCGUGUAGGUAAAAGGACAGCUAAAACACUUACCACAUCGCCUAAUCAAGUUAUUUAUUAUAACGGUAAAUUGCGUAAAUUAACUGCGAAAGAACAUUGGUUAUUAAUGGGUUUUGAUGAAAGUGAUUAUAACAGAGUUUUACAUGACAAUAUCAAAGAGAGUCAUUUAUACAAGUUAGCAGGCAACAGUAUUGUUGUUCAAGUAUUAGAAGCGAUAUUUGAAGAAGUAUUGAAAAUGAUUAAGGACGAUGCACUAUGCCAACAAUAA